AUGGUUCAACUCCACUCAACUCGACUUGGCGAGUCAAAGAGUUGUGAUGCAUUGGAUGCACUGGGGCCCGCAAUCGCCGCAGCAGGUUUGAUCAUCCCACCGCCACCAGCGAUACCUUCGCCUUCCGAUAACGUUACCAAUCGGUACACUCGCGAGGAUCCCGACGUUGCGGCAAAAACUAUUUUACGUGAAGUUUCCAGCGAAUAUGACCGGUUAAUGGUGACGAGCACAGGCUCGACGGAGGAAGACGAAUCGUUGCUUCGUAUGCUCUCGGAAAAAUACGUCCACUUACGUUUGAGCAAACUACCCGGAACACCGUUUGUACUGCUAGUCCGCAAGAAGUCGCUGCAAAAGGCUACACCUCCACAGAAGGAAAUGCUACAGAAUCUGCGGCGGCUACCCGAAAGCCAACUACUCAAGUUGCCCAGAGCUCAACGCGAGCUUGUUCAGUUUGCUAAGCGAUUCGACAAACUCGUCAAAGCUACACCUGACCAGCUGCAACACUUACCGAUCGAGCAUCAACAACUUAUACGAGAAAUGCAGAGGCAGCAGGUACAACAACUCCAUACUGGAUGA
Molecule: messenger RNA, 576 nt
Organism: Phytophthora infestans T30-4
Lineage: Eukaryota; Oomycota; Peronosporomycetes; Peronosporales; Peronosporaceae
Exons: 4
Coding region: 1-576 (191 amino acids)
Source: RefSeq, a predicted model, not a curated record